This is a messenger RNA of Fusarium coffeatum, 1710 nucleotides long. RefSeq lists its product as uncharacterized. The record is from RefSeq and is a predicted model, not a curated record. The transcript has a single exon. Bases 1 to 1710 code for a protein of 569 amino acids. Gene Ontology annotation, molecular function: transcription coregulator activity; RNA polymerase binding. Lineage: Eukaryota; Fungi; Ascomycota; Sordariomycetes; Hypocreales; Nectriaceae. Gene Ontology annotation, cellular component: nucleus.
AUGCUCAAGUCGACGCAUACACCCUCGGCAGCUGCCCUGGCGCCGCUGCCUCCAGGAUGGAGUGAACAUACAGCACCUACAGGACAUACAUACUAUUAUAAUGCCGAAACGAAGGAAUCAACCUACAAGCGACCGGGAACUCAACCUCCUCCGCAGCCUGUGCAAGCACAACAGCCAGCAUACCCUGCCUACGGUUCAAUACCCUCUCUAGCCGAUCCUAAUGUCGCCAAUGCCUAUAUGGCACAGUUCAAUCAAGAUCAGAAUGGUUCAAGACCACGUAACUCACGAGGCGGACAUGGAGGCGGACGUGGGGGAUUCGAAGGUCGACCUCGUCCACAGCCCGUAGACAAGCCGAGGAGGAAAGAACCGAUUCCAGGCUGUGAACCUUGGAUUCUAGUCUACACGAAAUACUCGAGGAGAUUUGUGUAUAACCCUGUUAAGAAUACCAGCUACUGGCGCAUACCAGAGAAGCUGAUGCCCGCCAUUCUGGAGCUUGACAAAGCACGACUGAGGAAAAAGGCAGGAGGAGAAGCAGAAGAAGAGACGAAAACCGAGCAAGAGAACAACACGGGAAACACGGCGGAAGAAAAUGCGACAACUCAGAAGGCAGAUGCUCCUGCAACAGGUCUGAACGACGACAGCGAAUAUGAAGAGGUUGAGGUGACGGAUGACGAAGGCGAGGGUGAAGAUGAUGGGGAACACCCGUCUAAGAGACAAAGGACGGAAGACCCUCAAAUGGACGAAGACGGGCCCUUGGAAUUCACAGAAGCCGAUUUUGCAGCACAACUACAGGCAAUGGGAGAUGACUAUGGUCUCGAACCAGGCGAUUAUGACGACGGAAAUGCGGAGGAAUGGCCCGAAGGCGCUGAGGGAGUGCCCCUAUCCGAGGAUGAUGCCAAAUACCUUUUCAAGGAUCUCUUGAAUGACUUCAAUAUCAACCCCUAUAGUCCGUGGGAGAAGCUUCUCGAGGAAGGCAAGAUCAUCGAUGAUUUGAGAUACACUGCGCUCAGCACUACGAAAGCACGCCGAGACUGCUGGGAUGAAUGGACGCGUGAGAAGAUUGCAGAGUUGAAGGAGCAACGGGCGAAGCAGGAAAAGCGGGAUCCUCGUAUUGCUUACCUGGCAUUCCUGCAAGAAAAGGCCACCCCGAAGCUGUACUGGCCCGAGUUCAAGAGGAAGUACAAGAAGGAGGACGUCAUGAAAGAUCACAAGAUCAACGACAAGGAUCGCGAAAAGGCGUACCGAGAACAUAUUGCGCGGCUCAAAAUGGCCCAGCCUAAGCUCAAGUCUGAUCUGACUGCCCUGCUCAAGGCCCAGCCUGUGCAUCUGCUUAACAACAAGUCGCUAUCUACCGGCUUACCCGACCCGGUCCUCACCGACAUUCGAUACAUAUCGCUUGAGCCCAAAAUCCGCGAUCCCCUGAUCGAGGCUUACGUGAGCAACUUGCCUCCACCACCCGAGGACCUGGAUGCGGCAAAAGACGACGAGGAACAGCGAAAGCAGCGCGAUGCUCGCGAAAAACGCGAGAAGGCGCUAGAAGAAAGGAAUCGUGCGGUGGAAGAGCAGAGAAGGAAGAGAGAACGUGAGGUAGCGGCCAGUAAAGCCAGAUUGAGAGAAGAGGAAAGGGAGAUCGAGAUGGCUAUGAGAGUAGGCAAACAGGGGCUGCAAAGUCAAUUGGCCAGCAUGAAGGAGGCGGAAAAGGAGUCUUGA